Molecule: messenger RNA, 3594 nt
Organism: Oncorhynchus gorbuscha (pink salmon)
Lineage: Eukaryota; Metazoa; Chordata; Actinopteri; Salmoniformes; Salmonidae
Product: rho GTPase-activating protein 39-like
Exons: 16
Coding region: 149-3400 (1083 amino acids)
Biological process (GO): signal transduction
Cellular component (GO): cytoskeleton; cytoplasm
Molecular function (GO): GTPase activator activity; protein binding
Source: RefSeq, a predicted model, not a curated record
GCGAGCAAUUCGUUUAUAGGAGAGAGUGCGUGCAUCUAUCCAGGAGAGUGCGACCAGUUCGCUGACUGCGGCGACAGCGAUUUCGGCAACAUGGGUAACGUUGUGGGGAUUAUUACGAACGGAAUUUAAUUGGGAGCGACCGGAAAAAAUGGCAGAGAGGUUGGAGUGGGUUGAGAUCAUCGAGCCGCGCACGCGGGAGCGCAUGUACGCCAACCUCCUCACCGGAGAGUGUGUGUGGGACCCCCCUCAGGGGGUGCGUAUCAAGAGGACAGGGGACACCCAGUGGUGGGAGCUGUUCGACCCCAACACCUCCCGCUUCUACUACUACAACGCUUCCACGCAACGCACCGUCUGGCACCGCCCGCAGGCCUGUGACAUCAUCCCCCUCGCCAAGCUACAGACGCUGAAGCAGCACACGGACGUGCCCUGCCCGGGAGGGAUGGGGGGUGACAAAGGAGGGAGGACGUCAGCGGAUAGCAGUGCCGUCAGCAGAGAGGGGAGCACCUCGUCUUCACUGGACCAGGACCUGACCAGAGAGGAGAAACAGGGGAACAGAGAGGAGGCAGACAGGACCUCUCCGUUCAGGUGGAACACAGGUACUAAGGAGAGGAUGCUGAUCAAGGUGACAGACAGAGAACCCAGCUUCCUCUCUCACCAGGGGAAUGGUUACUCCCCCUGCGACCCCCCCACCCUCCCCCCAGUCCCUGCACCCGGCACUGGCACAGCCUCCCGUACCCGCCGGUCCUCUGGAGGCUCCGCCCCCCCUGAUGGUGCCCCUGACGGCUCUCCCAUCCUCUAUGUUGACCGCCACCAGUCGCCCUUCCUAAAACGGGCGGAGCUAGGGGGCGGAGGAACAGGGACCCACCGGCGCUCGUCGGCUGACUCACAACCCUCUUCCCCCCGCUAUGCCUAUGAACCCCCCCUCUACGAGGAGCCCCCCUCGGAGUACCAGCCCCCGCCCAUCUACGAGGAACCUCCCACAGAUGUGAUGCGCCACCUGGGCUCUGACUCCUCCUCCUUGCAGUACGGCACAGGGAAGUCCCCCACCCGGGGAAAUCCCUCCUCGGGGACGCCCCUCUAUCUCUCGCCCAAACAGAGCCACUCCCCCUAUGGUCAGCUGGUGUUGACCAGACAGAAGUGCCCAGAGAAGACACAGAGUCUGGAGUACAGCCCUGCAGGGAAGGAGUAUGUCAAACAGCUGGUCUAUGUGGAACAGUCCUCCUCCAGCCCGCGUUUUAAGACGUCCGACCGCCUCCUUCGCUACGGGACCUCCACGGCCACCACUUCCUCCACGGGGGGUUAUGGGGGCUCCUACGGGGGAUCCUACACCCUCCAACACAGCCAGAGUCUGAUCCGGGACCCCCGGCUGCUGCUGGACUAUGGGGGUGGGGAGGGGGGCGAAGGCGGGGGCCAGAGGCUGCUCUACGAGGACUCCAUGUCCUGGAGCUCCAGUCAGCACCACUCCCUCUCCCUCUCUGGGUCUACAGGAGGAGGGAGCUUCUCGCCCAGUGGCAACCGCAAACGCAAGACCCGGAAGCCCUCCCUGCCUCAGGAGCUGGGGAGUUGUGGAGGGGGUGGUGGGGUGGAGCGGGAGGAAGGGCCAAUGUCGGGGACGCUGUCGGAGGCGGUGAUGAACCAGGCCAGGCUGGCGUGGGAGGCCCAGCAGGUGAUGAAGCAGAGGAGCAGUUGGGACUCAGCCCCGGGAGGAGGGGGAUCGGCUGGUGGCUGUGCCCAGGGAGGUGUGUCUAAAGACGGGUACGAGAGCGACGGUGCGGUGCCCCUCCCCCUGCCAGGCCCGGUGGUGAGGGCGUUUAGUGAGGACGAGGCGUUGGCACAGAGCGACGGGCAUCACGGGCAUUACCACUGGAAACGCAGCACCUUCGACAGACUGGGCUUCCCUCGGGCACUACUGGAGAAGAGCCUGUCUGUACAGACCAACCUGGCCUCGCCUGAGCCCUUCUUACACCCCUCACAGUCAGAGGAUCUUGGAGCCUGUGCUCAGUUCGAGGCAAGUCGUAAUGCUCGGAACAUGAUGCCCAGCGCAAGCUGUGGAGUUUUCCCAGAAUUCACCCUGCGGAAGCCGUCCUCGGAGACCGACAUCGAGAACUGGGCCUCCAAACACUUCAACAAACACACACAGGGUCUGUUCCGGCGCAAGGUGUCCAUAGCCAACAUGCUGGCAUGGAGCAGUGAGCCAAUCAGGAAGCCCAUGAUCGUGACGUCAGACCGCGCGGUGAAGCGGGAGGCGGUGGAGAUCUUUAAACUAAUCCAGACCUACAUGGGAGACCGCCGAGCCAAGACUGACCCACUCACUGUCGCCCUGGAGACUGGCCCACUGAACAUCGCCCUGGAGGUGGCAGUGCGUGGUUGGAGCAGUCAGGGUCUUCGUGAUGAGCUCUACAUCCAGCUCUGUCGUCAGACCACAGAGAACUUCCGCUACGAUAGUCUGGAGAGGGGCUGGGAGCUCAUGGCUGUGUGUCUGGCCUUCUUCCCCCCAACUCCACGCUUCCACUCCUACUUGGAGGGAUACAUCUACAGACACAUGGACCCUCUCAACGAUACUAAAGUGGCUCGGCACAUCAGCGGUCUGCUGGCGAGCCGGGUGGAAAGGCGAGCCAGACUGAUGCGUGGGCGUCGCCCUGGGAGGGAGAAGGCGAGGCCAGUGGAGGGAGUGGCGGUAAGCGGCUAUGCCAAAUACUGUUACCGUAAACUGCAGAAGGCUGCUCUGACCGGAGCUAAGAAGGGGUUGCAGAAGCCGUGUCUGGAGGAGAUCAAACAUGCCAGGAACGCCAUAUUCAGCCCCUCCAUGUUUGGCUCCUCCCUGGAGGAUGUGAUGUCACUGCAGAAGGAGCGUUACCCCGACAGCCAGCUGCCCUGGGUCCAGACACGCCUCUCAGAGGAGGUUCUGGGGCUCAACGGAGACCAGACAGAGGGCAUCUUCAGGGUUCCAGGUGACAUAGAUGAGGUCAACGCCCUCAAGCUGCAGGUGGACCAAUGGAAGAUCCCCACGGAUCUGGAGGACCCUCACAUUCCAGCAUCUCUGUUGAAGUUUUGGUACAGGGAGUUGGAUGAGCCAUUGAUUCCGCAUGCGUUCUAUGAGGAGUGUAUCACUCACUAUGAUGACCCUGAGGCUGCAGUCAACGUUGUCAUGGCCCUGCCUCACAUCAACAAACUGGUGCUCUGCUACCUCAUACGUUUUCUACAGGUGUUUGGCCAGCCUACCAACGUGGUGAUAACUAAGAUGGAUGUGAACAACCUGGCCAUGGUGAUGGCUCCCAACUGCCUGCGCUGCCAGUCAGACGACCCACGCAUCAUCUUUGAGAACACGCGUAAAGAGAUGUCCUUCAUCCGCGUGCUCAUCCAACGCCUCGACACCAGCUUCAUGGAUGGCCUGCUAUAGCCCCCCAACUUCAACUGUGCCCCAAAACGACCAUACAACACGGAGCGCCUCUCUCCCUGCUAUAGCCCCCCAACUUCAACUGUGCCCCAAAACGACCAUACGACACGCAGCGCCUCUCUCCCUGCUAUAGCCCCCCAACUUCAACUGUGCCCCAAAACGACCAUACGACACGGAGCGCCUCUCUCCCUGCUAUA